GUACAUGUGUUUGAUGUACCUCCUCUCCUCCCUCGCUCUUGGCCACUGCUUUCUUCCCUUUGCAAGCAUGUGGGACACUAUCCCGCAGAGCUGGAUCCGAACGGACUUGUUCCUGUAUCAUUGCCGAUACCAGAUCGAUUGGCGGAUUGCGAAUGUAAUACCACCUCUAGGAUCAUGAGAAUGACCCCCGGGAAGAUCGACGGUAUCAUCCAAAGACACCGGAGUAGUGCAUGCGGUAGUCACGGAACAUACUCAGAAUUGUGUUCGCCGGUGGCCUCGGACAAUCCUUGGUGCAUGGCAGAACUGAUCGCUUUUGCGAAUGCACGCUUGAGGCAGCGAUAUCUCUCAACCAUUUAG
Molecule: messenger RNA, 357 nt
Organism: Periconia digitata
Lineage: Eukaryota; Fungi; Ascomycota; Dothideomycetes; Pleosporales; Periconiaceae
Source: the annotation of a GenBank genome assembly